AUGAUCCAGAGGCUGUGGGUGAGCCGCCUGCUGCGGCAUCGGAAAGCCCAGCUCCUGCUGGUCAACCUGCUGACCUUCGGCCUGGAGGUGUGCCUGGCUGCAGGCAUCACCUACGUGCCACCCCUGCUGCUGGAAGUGGGGGUGGAAGAGAAGUUCAUGACCAUGGUGCUGGGCAUCGGUCCCGUGCUGGGCCUGGUCUCCGUCCCACUCCUAGGCUCAGCCAGUGACCACUGGCGUGGGCGCUAUGGCCGCCGGCGGCCCUUCAUCUGGGCCCUGUCCCUGGGCAUCCUGCUGAGCCUCUUUCUCAUCCCGAGGGCCGGCUGGCUGGCAGGGCUGCUGUGCCCGGAUCCCCGGCCCCUGGAGUUGGCACUGCUGAUCCUGGGCGUGGGGCUGCUGGACUUCUGUGGCCAGGUGUGCUUCACUCCACUGGAGGCCCUGCUGUCCGACCUCUUCCGGGACCCGGACCACUGUCGCCAAGCCUACUCCGUCUACGCCUUCAUGAUCAGCCUCGGGGGCUGCCUGGGUUACCUCCUGCCCGCCAUUGACUGGGACACCAGUGCCCUGGCCCCCUACCUGGGCACCCAGGAGGAGUGCCUCUUUGGCCUGCUCACUCUCAUCUUCCUCACCUGUGUGGCAGCCACACUGCUAGUGACUGAGGAGGCGGCACUGGGUCCGGCUGAGCCGGCGGAAGGGCUGUCGGUCCCCUCUGUGCAGCCCCACUGCUGCCCGUGCCGGGCCCGCCUGGCCUUCUGGAACCUGGGCGCCCUGCUGCCCCGGCUGCACCAGCUCUGCUGCCGCAUGCCUCGAACCCUCCGCCGGCUCUUCGUGGCUGAGCUGUGCAGCUGGAUGGCGCUCAUGACCUUCACGCUGUUUUACACAGAUUUCGUGGGUGAGGGGCUGUACCGGGGUGUGCCCAGGGCUGAGCCAGGCACCGAGGCCCGGAGACACUAUGACGAAGGCGUUCGGAUGGGCAGCCUGGGGCUGUUCCUGCAGUGUGCCAUCUCCCUGGUCUUCUCUCUGGUCAUGGACCGGCUGGUGCAGCGAUUCGGCACCCGGGCAGUCUAUCUGGCUAGUGUGUUGGCUUUCCCCGUGGCUGCCGGCGCCACGUGCCUAUCUCAUAGUGUGGCCGUGGUGACAGCCUCAGCUGCCCUCACCGGGUUCACCUUCUCGGCCCUGCAGAUCCUGCCCUACACGCUGGCCUCCCUCUACCACCGCGAGAAGCAGGUAUUCCUGCCUAAAUACCGAGGGGACUCUGGAGGUGGUGGCAGUGAGGACAGCCUGACAGCCAGCUUCCUGCCAGGCCCUAAGACUGGAGCUCCCUUCCCCAACGGACACAUGGGUGCUGGAGGCAGCGGCCUGCUCCCAUCUCCACCUGCUCUCUGCGGGGCCUCCGCCUGCGAUGUCUCCAUGCGUGUGGUGGUGGGUGAGCCGACUGAGGCCAGGGUCGUUCCUGGCCGGGGCAUCUGCCUGGACCUCGCCAUCCUGGACAGUGCCUUCCUGCUGUCCCAGGUGGCCCCGUCCCUGUUCAUGGGCUCCAUCGUCCAGCUCAGCCAAUCCGUCACUGCCUACAUGGUGUCUGCUGCAGGCCUGGGUCUGGUCGCCAUUUACUUUGCUACACAGGUAGUGUUCGACAAGAGCGACUUGGCCAAAUACUCGGUGUAGACACACUGAGGGGAGGGCCUGCCUCCCUGGGUCCCCGCUCUCCGUCCGGUAGGGCUGCGGGGCUCCCUCCAGUGUGUGUUGCUGCCAAAGUGGUGCGGCUCUCUGCUGCCACCCUGUGGCGGCAAGGUGCGUAGCUGCACAGCUGGGGGACAGGGGUUUCCCUCUAGCCGGUCUCUAGGGCUGGCAGACUGGCAGCUUUCCAAAUGGGUUUCAGUCUGGACCUCUACAGGGAGGCCAGAAGGGCAGGGCAUUUGAUUAGCUCCGUGCACUGGAAUGUGGGACUCUGCAAGUGGAUUACUUAGGUUCAGGGUCAACAGCGAGUAUCCAGGUUGAUGCCAGGAUCUUGGUUCAGACAUAUCCAGAGAAGAAAUUCUGGGAGCUGAAUAAACUUGGCCACCUCCAAGCCCCCGAUCUUGCAGGUUUCCCCAGUGUAGCUCUUGCAUGGGAGUUUCUAGUACGAAGCUCUCCUCCACAGGAUUUGAAAGUAUGAAAGUUACUUGGCGGGGGAAGAGUCCUCAGGGACUGAGCCCCCUUUGUCCACAGCACUGCCUAUGUGCGGAUUCCCCCGCCCCCACCUUGUAUCAGGACUUGGCUUGUUGGUCCCUGUGUUGCCAUCAUAGGGAUGCAGGCAUUUAAAUGUUUAACUUAUUUAUUUAACAAAGUAGAAGGGAACCAUUGCUAGUUUUCUAUGUUGGUGUCUAGGAGUUGGGUAGGGCGGGAUCUCCAACAACCAGGUCUUCUGACAUAGCUGGUCAUUGGGCCGAGCAUUGCCAGAGUCCCCUUCUCCUGGGGUCUGGCCCCCAAAAAUGCCUAACCCAGGACCUUGGAAAUUCUACUCAUCCCACCUGAUAUCCCAAAUGCUAUUACCCAAGGUUAAGGGUGUUGAGGGAAGGUGGAGGGUGGGGCUGCAGGUCUCACCAGCUUCGCUAACCUCCCACUCCUCACUCCCCCUACUCCUCUAGGACUGGGCUGAUGAAGGCACGGCCCUUCGACCGAGCCCCCUGCCUUUCCCCACUGGCUCCACAACCCUCUGGGGCUAUUGCAGGACCAGAAGCACAAAGUGUGGUUCCUCAAACCUUUGUCCAUCUCAGCCCCCAGGGUAUAUCUGUGCUUGGGGAAUCUCACACAGAAACUCAGGAGCACCCCCUGCCUGAGCUAAGGAGGUCUUAUCUCUGGGGGGUUUAAGUGCCGUUUGCAAUAAUGUCGUCUUAUUUAUUUAGCGGAGUAAAUAUUUUAUACUGUAUGUGAGCAAUCAGAGUAUAAUGUUUAUGGUGAUGAAAUUAAAAGAUUCUUAUAUGUUUAA
Propithecus coquereli (Coquerel's sifaka) is the source of this 2965-nucleotide messenger RNA. RefSeq names its product solute carrier family 45, member 3 (gene SLC45A3). The record is from RefSeq and is a predicted model, not a curated record. Gene Ontology annotation, cellular component: membrane. The coding region runs from base 1 to 1662 and encodes 553 amino acids. Gene Ontology annotation, molecular function: sucrose:proton symporter activity. NCBI's taxonomy places the organism in Eukaryota, Metazoa, Chordata, Mammalia, Primates, Indriidae. Gene Ontology annotation, biological process: transmembrane transport. The transcript is spliced from 4 exons.